GACAGCGCAGAAAGGCAAAAAAAAAGAGGGCCGUCGUCAUUUUUCGUGUGGCAGCAGUAGAUUUUUGUGGACGGGUGGAACGAAAGAAAAAGAGCUCGAAGGAAAAGGUCAAUUUAUAUUGAACGUUAUUGCUGGCUCCUUUUUCCGGAUCGGUAGAAUCGCGAGUGUCGUGUCCGCCCGUACGAUUUGUGCGGAAAUUAAAGCCGAGAAUGUUGUGAGUUUUGCCCCUCCUGGGCCGCCAUCAAGGAGAGAAAUAAACAAUGGCUUAGAAAUAGACGUUGGACUUUUAUUUCGCAGUGUUUUAUUUAGUUCGUCCACUACUCGGUUUGCGCUAACGGGAUUAGUCGAUGGAAAAUAAAUGCAUCUAGCGCUGAAUCCGAUUGGCGACUUUUUGAGUAAAAAUUUGAAGCUGCGAAAGGAAAGUGGGCAGAUCCUUUUAUUGCUGAACCUUACGUACGGGUUGGUGAAGUGACGACGCUUGUGGUAAACGCAACGGAAAUAUUGGUGCUUGCGGAUUUUCUUCCAUGAACCGCUGCAGGCAUUUAUUUUGGCGAUUUUCCUUUGUGUCAGCUUUGAGCCUGGAUCACGCAACUACAGGACAAGGAAAGAAAAGCAUGAAAGACGUUCGCAGCUAGAAGAUCUAUCAGAUUGUCUGCAGCGAAACGGGGCUGUUGCGGAGGGGCAGCAAUCCAGUUUUGGUGUGUCAAAUUCCUUUCCCUAUACCUAUUCGUUGUCUUGUGGUUUGGAAAGCACAUCGUUUUACUUGAGUGCCGUGUUGUGAUUGAUAUAAGGAGUGAAACUAUCAUCAGAGAAGAUAAGAGAAAUAAUUAUUGCUCAAGUUGGACUUCAAAAAUCGACGUGAAAGUUAAAUCAAUCUUCGCACUUUCUCAGGAAUAAAUUGCUAGGGUCACCGAGAGGCUAACUAGCUAUGAAUACACAAGAAUUUCCACUGACCAUCAAUCGUAACUCUCCGAAGCAUGAAUUUCCACAGCACAGCGGAAGCAGCAUUAACAACAAUAACAAUGCUGACUUGUACCAUUAUCAGCAGCAAAAUCCCUACCCUCCUGGGAGCCCCUGUGGCCUUGGAGGGGGAGCAGGAAUGCCCCAAUCGCCGCAGCAGCAGGAUCUAACAAUCGAUGGCAUACCGAACAACUUUCCCCAUCGACGCUCGCGGGCAUCCCGAGCCUUCAAGAAUCCACCUCAGCCUCACAUGUGCAUCAAGGAGAAAACCAUCGAUGGCAAGGAAGUGUUCAUUAACGUACUCAGCUGGACGCGAAUCGCCAAUCCGGAUAACCCAGACGCACCCAUUCCGCUGUACGGGGGCAUGAAGGUCGGCAAGAUUCCUCCCGGGAGCCCACGCGCACCGCCACUAGUGUACGCAGUAAUGGCUAGUCCUGAGGUACUGAAAAAAGCUGGCAGAAAAUGUCCUGAUACACCGGAACGAAUGAAUUUGGUGGAUCUGAUGUGCGAGUUUGUAGAAGCAAUGAACCCUACACUACGUUUAUCUCGAAAACCAGAAAUCUUGAAGGAUCGUGAUCUCUCCGGUGAACUAAAAGAUGUCUGGAGUGCGGUGCAAGCUUGCCGCGACAAAGGACGCGUCGACAGUGGACCGCCGGAAAAUCUAGUCGUAUACACUGAGUUUGGCCCUGAUACAGCUCCUUCAUACGAGCAAUCUCAACAACAACAAUCACAAAGACACCAACAGCAACCUCAGCAUCUUCAUCAGCAGCAGCAGCAACAGGGCGAAGAAUACCAGCAGCGGCUUCAGCAACUGCAACAGCAAUUUCCCAUCAAUCAUGAACAUCACAAUAGCAGCAGCAAACAAUCGCCACUAUACAAGCAUCAACAAAGUGCAAUUACAAACAACAACAGUACCACUACGGAAACUAACUCAGAGAACCAGUAUGUCGACGCUAUGGACAGUUCAAACAGCAGCAGUUUCAGUGUCAGUGCCAAAAAGCAAGAACCUCAAACUGAGCAACGCUCCAACAGCAGCAGCUGCUUUCCCAACAGCAUAGACGAAUUGAACCGGGAAACCGAAAGUCUGACACUUUCUACCAACGGAGGCUGCAGCGGUUCCAAACCCAAUGGUAUCACACUGCCGACUGCCGAGGGCAGUUCAUCGCCCCCAAAGGAACAGCCUCCCGCAGCGACCUCACCUUCUUCAUCUUGCACCAUCGAAUGUAACAUUGUGCCACCAGCUGCUUCCGGCAACUCGCAGCAGCAAUCGUCACCCACAUCGCCAACUACCGCAGCCACGACAGCAGUCAGCGCUACAACCCAACCAGCACCCAUCACUACCACCGCAACUCCGCCAACCCCCCAGAAAGAGUCGAAAAACUCCUCCAGCCAUAACUUCUUCCCCAUGUUUCGAUCUUCCAAAUCAUCCAACAAUGACAAGUCGUCUGCCAACAGUGACAAAUCGGCUGACAAAGACAAGGACAGUACAGGUGAAACUGCACCGGACACUCCGGUGAAAUCGAGCAGUAAAAAGAGUGGAUUAAGCUUUUUCCGCCGGAACAAAUCGUCGGACAGCAAAAAGGAACAGCAACAGCAACCUUCGACACCAACUAAACAACAACCGCCGCAGCAGCAGCAACAACAACAGCAACCACCGCAGUCAACUGUCGAUAAUAAUAAGCUGAAUUUACUGGUGGACGAUAGCUUACUACAUCAUCACCAUCAUCAUCAUCAUCACCACCAUCAUCACCAUCACCACAUGGUCGAGGGAAGCAACGGCACGGCGGAGAUCAUCGAGAACUCGACAACUAUUGUGGCAAAGUGAACGCGCACUAGCGCGCGCUAAGAAGUAAGUAAGGUAUGUAUGUUUAUCCGGCGAUGCCAUACGAGUCGAACAGAAGGAAGAGGUAAGUCCGAGGGGAGGAUGCUUCGAAAAGGGUUGAGUGGGUUAUGAGGUUUUGAUUACGAGUAUUGAAUAGGCCCAAGUGGUUGAGCAUUGCCUGGUCGUGGGCGGAAUCAAGAUAGUGCCCAAAAUCCGGAAAUCAACAUCAUAACUUUAUUUCCAAGCGUAACAGUAGCCGACGCGUUAAGAAGUCUACGUAACCACUUAGGACGAAGCCAGGCACCUCACCACCACCAUACAAAGCUAUCUCAUAGUGGCUCAAGUUUGCAUGAGCCAAAACUACUUUACGUUUAGAGGAAAAUUUUACAGGGAAAUUUCUGGUCUAAGCAUGGGGCCACCACUUCUCGCUAACGUUUCAUGAGCGAUUUUGAAGUGAAGGUAGAAAAUGAUAAGCUAUUUCCACGAGUCUGGAGGCGGUACGUAGACGAUGUCUUUGCGUCGUUAAAAGAGCGCUACCUAGGUCAAACACUAAACAUGUUAAAUUCAAAGCACAGCACGAUUAAGUUCACUGAGGACAACGAAUUGGAUAGAAAGUUGCCUUUUCUGAAUCUAAUGAUCACACGGAAGAGAGACGAUACCCUAAAAUUGAGCCUAUAAAUAAAACCAACAUCCACUGACCGUUAUCCUAUCACUUCAGCCGCCAAUCUUUAGGUGCACAUGAGCAAGCAGCCUUUCACUCAAUAGCACAUAGAUUCUUCUACAUAUCUAUGAAGAAAAAAAUUUGAGGAAGAAAAGCAAUGCGAAAAGCAAAGCUGCAAAAGUGAACGGGUACAACGUGUCACCGAAGUUUUACAAAAACACAAACGCAAAAAACACAUACAAAACAUGACAACACUUCAGCCGGCAACAACACAGUUCAACGUGUAAGCCUACCUUUCUACUCCUAAAGUCAGUAACCCAAUUAAAAACGUACUCGGAGAACACGGAUUACACCCAAGAGCGACAACAAUUCACGGGAUUAUUGUGCAACUUGAAGGACAAGGUACCGCCGGAUCUAUAAAAUCCCCUGCCAAAAUUGCCCAUCUGUUUAUAUUUAGCAAACCUGUUAAAGUUCAAGUUCGCAUCAAGGAACACAAAACUGCCGUUGACAACAACAGAAGCGCACCAAAUCGAUUGGAGCUAAAGAAGGCUAAAUCAGUCCGGAAAUCAUUCCAUCUCAACGCAUGGAUGUCGAUGUAUAUUACCAACUCCCAGGUGUCAUUCAUAAAUGACGACGAUCAUCUGGAGUUUGUACAACCUGACGAAACUGAAAAUCCAGCAACAAUUUUUUUUCACUUCGGACGAAUACGAAGCUUAUUUGCAGUUAGUCGAACACCAUCCAGCUGAUAGGCAGCUCCGCGACUGAAACCGACGUUAAGAUAUUUUUUAUGUUUUUGUAUGAACAAUAAGUGUCGUGUCUUGUCUCACAUCGCGUUAUUAGAACCUUCUUCUUCUUCUUACCCACAAUUAGACCCGAGAUAACUCGUGCUGUCCGGUCUGCUUGCUACGAAGUCCUUAAUCCGUCUUAACCUGAGGGGGCAUAUCGUUAUCACACCUUACGAGUGUACCAAGAUAAAAAGACAUCGAUUAUAGCCACUUUCAGUGAUUUCCCAUUUCUAGUAUCUGACUACGUCGGAUUUCAAUUGUGAAUGUCCGAGUAUGAAUUCCCUCGGCUUCCAGCACAACUUCUUCAAAACAAUCAACGUGGAAUUUCUACCAUCGAAAGAUGAAGGUUCGCCAAACAAUUUACUGCCAUAAGAUUUCAGAUACGCCUACUGUGUCCGCUGCUAUAAAAUGUACAGUGAUUCCGGAUUCUUAAUAAAUCAAAUAUGAAUCAAGUGUGAACCCCCUGGACGAUAAUAGGACAAACCUGACGAUAAUAGAGCCGGUAAAAGCAAAGCAAAGCCUUGGUGCUACAUUCCUAUUCGGAACUCGACCUUCUGUUUAUUUAUAGACAGACUUCGCAGCCAACUGUUAAGUGUACAGGACAAUUGCGGGGCCAGCGCCACGAUCCUACUGACACUAACAGUCUCUCCCGAGCCGAGAUUCGAACCUACGACAACUGGCUUGUUAGGCCAGCAUCGUACCUCGAGACCAGCUGGGAGGUCGUAGAUAGAGCCGGUACCCUAAUUCAAUUUAUAAUAGUGUUCAGCCAGGAAUUCCUUCCAGUUUGACAAGGUGGCAGGGACCUGCUGGUUGUUUAGCUUACUUACCUUACCAAACAGUCCCAAGCCGUGGUUUGGCCUUUGCUGUACUGCGUAGGGUCCGCAGGUCGUCUUCCACCUGAUCGGUCCACCUUGCCCGCUGUGCACCUCCCCGUCUCGUCCCUGACGGAUUGGUUUCAAGAACCUUUCAACAUGUCCAGCCCACCGCAACCUGCCAAGGCGGUGUGAACGAUAAAUGGCUCCCCAAGCAGCUCCUGCAGUUCGAGGUUCAUUCGCUUUCUUCACACUCCGUUCUCCAUCUGCAGUCCUCCGAAGACGGUACGCAACGUCUUCCGCUCGAAGACUGCAAGGGCGCGUUGGUCCUCCAUAAGCAUAGGUUGUUUUGGUGCGGUGACGGAUUCUACUCGAUCGGAGUGUCCUCCGGAGACCAAAGUAAGCACGAUUUCCUGCCAUGAUGCGCCGUUGAAUUUCUCUGCUGGUAUCGUUAUCGGCAGUUACCGGUGAGCCCAGAUACACGAACUCAUCGACCACCUCGAUUUCAGCACCACCAACUUGAACUCGAGGUGGGAGGUUAGCACAGUCUUCUCGUGAACCCCUUCCUUUCAUGUACUUCGUCUUCGAUGCAUUGAUGACCAAUCCAAUCCGUUUGGCUUCGGCCUUUAGUCCAAUGUACGGCGACAUUAAACAGUUGAACCGACUUUUGGAAUAUCGUGCCACUCGUGUUAAACCCCGCUCUUCUAAUGACACCUUCCAGGGCAAUGUUAAACAGUAGGCACGAGAGACCAUCACCUUGCCUUAGGCCUCUUCGGGUUUCGAAGGGGCUCGAGAGUGCCCCCGAUACUCGAAUUACAGACAUCACUCGAUCCAUCGUCGCUUUGACCAACCGCAGAAGUUUGUCCGGAAAUCCGUAGUCGUGCUGGUUUCGAUCCAUUGGUCGUACGCCGAUUUAAAAUCGAUAAACAAAUCGCGGGCACCCAUGUAUCUCGCCUGGAAGUGCCCCACAAACUGCUUUGCAAAUGGUGAUAGUCGACGGCAGAGUAUUUGGGAGAGAACCUUGUAGACGGCGUUCAGCAGUGUGAUUGCAGCUCUCCAACUUGUCGCCCUUUUUAUAGAUGAUACCCUCUAUCCACUCCUCCGGUACUCGUUCUUCCUCCCAAACCUUGACAAUGACCCAGUGCACGGCUCUAGCCAGUGUUUCUCCACCGUAUUUCAAUAGCUCGCUGGAAAAUUGGUCCACUCCAGCAGCUUUAUUGUUUUUCAGCCGGCCAAUCUCCUCCUCCACCUCCAGGAGAUUGGGGGCUGGAAUCCUGAUGUCUUCUGCUCGUGCCCCAAGAUCAGUUACCAUGCCGUCCUCGCGCUCUACUGCAUCGCCGUUUAGAUGCUCGUCGAAAUGCUGCUUCCACCCUUCGAUCACGUCACACUCGUCUGUAAGGAGGUUGCCGUCCAAGCUCCUGCACAUAUCGGCUUGCGGCACAAAGCCUUUACGGAAUCUGUUCAGCUUCUCGUAGAACUUCCGAAUGUCGUUAGCUUGGUACAGCUCUUCCAUCGCUACGCGAUCUCGGACCUCUUGCUGGCGCUUCUUCCUUCAGAGGACCGAGUUUUGGCUGUUCCGUGCCUGUCGGUAUCGUUCCACGUUCGCUCUCGUACGGUGUUGCAGCAUUCUUACCCGUGCUGCAUUCUUGUCCUCGACUAACCGUUUGCAUUCGCCAUCAAACCAGUCAUUUCUAUGAUUCGGGGCCCUUGUACCUAGUAGCGCUACUGCAGUGUUACCUAUGGCGGAUCGGAUGCUUUUCCAGCCAUCUUCAAGGGUAGCUGCGCCAAGCUGCUCUUCCGUAGGUAGCACUGCCUCCAGCUGCUGCGCGUAUUCCUGUGCAGCCUCGGCGUCCCGCAGCUGCUCAAUAUUUGGUCGCGGCGUUCGACUUCGGCGGGUGUUAUACACCGUCGAUAGUUUUGACUAUACGGAGCUGUCUGCUCCAGUCGCAUUCCUUACGUCGUCUAGAAUCUUUUUGAGUCAUUGCCGGAAUACUCUCCAUCUCCAUUCGAACGGACCCACUGUUGGCGACUGUUUAAACUGGUUCUGCAUCAUAUUUGAACACUCGACGAUUUUGUCGGCAACCUCAGACUUGUUGGUUAGCAGGUCAACCAUCGUCAUCAGGUAACGGUUUCCCCUGGGAGUUGUGCCGGAUGUGAACACGGACUUGUUUGGAAACGGCGCCUGACUCAUUUUCCCUUCAUAGCAACCUCCACAAUCAGAUUUCACAUCGUGUUCCUGCAAGUUCAGUCCGGUUUCCGGUUCCCUCGGAAGAUUUUCUCCACAACUUGCAUAUCUCAAUGACCAAGACGACGAUGCCAUACAUGAAUGCAAUUCGGAUUGUGGUCUUCUGAUCAAAAAAAAUCAGCCGAUACAAGUUUCCUUCCAGCCUGAAGCAAAACCUUUCCAUUUUUCUGGAUUUCGCAGUUAGUUCUAUUGAACGAGACAGAACAUCCUUCGUCUGUCAGUCGGUUUAUCGACAGAAGAUUUCCGGCCAACGCUGGAACAUGAUACACUAAGUAUCUUGCAGUUCACGAACCCGAGUGUUAACUUCACCUCGGGGCGGCUUUGCAAUGCCAUGAUCGUAGGAUUCGGUCAGGCUCGACAGAAUAAUCGCAACCAGCCAAUCCUUCAACGCAUCACCCAUAUUCGACAGCCGACAGUUGCGUGAUAUUUCCAGUGAAGCCCACAUCUCACGAGCCGUGGUGCAGUGUAGUACGUGGUACGUCUGACCAUUUUCGAUCGAGAGGCCGAUCAAAGCCAGAGCCUUUCCAUCUUGGUAGGUCCAGGACGUAUUCGGCACUUCCGGCUUCUUUUUAUCGACGACAUUUUUGACUCCCUCUCUGAAUAGCACUAACUCUGUACGAAACUUCCAGAGCUCGUAGUUAAAAUCUUUCAAUUUUCCUACGCACAAGCUCACGUUCGAUGCCGUGGUGCAAGCUGUUCAGGCAAAUAAAUAGUAAAAGAAGUGUCCACUUCACAGAUCGAAAUGUUUCUGUCCGAAAAUAGCACUCAAACCGAUUUCCGAACGGAUUUCUUCAUAAUUGGCGAUCAAUUGGCACUCGCGACUCUGGGCCCAUAACCUGUUGGGCAAAUCUCACAUUGUACAACAAAUAAAACCUAAAAUUGUAAGAAGGGAUUGCAUCAGCCAAUUUUGCGAAAUCCAGCUGGGAAAUCGUCAAGAGUCGCACGUAUCAGCUUAAUCAAUUUAGCAUAACCUUCCACAAGUCGUUGCGUUUCACCGAUUCGUACGCCGUUUUGAAAUCUAUAAACAGAUAAUGUGCCUGCAAGUUGUGCCUCAAGAUGAACAUCUGGUCUGCACUGGUAUUUACCAACAAAGGCUUCUGCAACGACUUUAGUCUAGAGAACAGAAUACGAGAGACAGUUAUAUAUGCGAGAAUUGCUACAGUCAAAUCUAUUUUUUUUCUUAUAGACAGGCAGCUUGCUAAAUCUGACUAAAACUUCACUGGAAUUUUGUCAGGUGACAGGUGACGUUUCUGUAUAUACCCUUCGCCAUCCAUGUUCGAGCCCAUUUUCUUUUUGAUGGCCAGAGCUCCGGUUUACUGUGAAUCCCUUACCAAAUCGAGAACUUCCCGGCAAUUUUAUCAGCGAAAACGAGCUCAAAUUUGCUGGGGACAUCACUCUGAAAAUGACCUUGUGAACCUUCAGGCGUGAGAGAUUCGUACUUUGACAAAACAUUCCGAGUAUGUCUUUUAGCCACCAGAUUUUGCUACAGCGCCCUGUUUGAUUGCCGGCAGGCACGGAAAUUAAGAAUAACCUUCUCGCAUAGGUUCUCCGGAUGUCACCUUGGUUAGAAUUGUGUUUUUGAGAAUGUCGUAGUCCGAUAGUCCCGGGUUUAUUUGAUUAUUUGUUAUUAAUACCUUCAACCUCAGCAUCCGUUCCACUUUGACGCAUCCUGAUUCCUGUGAUCCAUCCGAGCAACGUUUUCACGCCGGCGAAAAUGUUCCACUUUCAGCGAUUUCCCGUUUUAUUACCUGACCACGCCGAAUUUAAUUGUGGGUAACCAUGAAGAAGAUUUGACUUCUUUCUUCGGCUCCCAGCCUGCUCAUCUUAUUCAAAACAAUUAUCGUGGAUCACCGUGAAUCUUCGAAUACCGAAAGGUACAUAUUUCCAAACAAUUUGCUGUCAAAAGAAUUCAGAUACGCCUGGCUGCUAUAAAAUGAACAAUGUUUCCGGGUUCUAAAUGAGGCAAACCGUAAAGUUUCAACCUUAACUGUCUUUCUCUGACUUUUGCAAUUUUUUAUCCAAAGCAUUAGAAGGUAACACUGUUAUGUUUUUUUUUUUUUCACAUUGAUUACACUGGUCGACAAAAGCUGUCCUAAAGCUCAAAAUAGCUGCCCUAGAAAAAUUAUAGCUUUUUAACCAUCCCUGUGAAAUUUGGUGCCUCUAGCCAGUGUAGAAAAGCGUCAACUUAUGUGAGUGUGUCGCAUAGCAAAUGCUCACCGGGUUCGUCGCUGUUGAAGCGAAAGAAUGUUGGUGGCUUUGGGCCUUGAAAUGGCUAAAAACCUAUAAUCUUUUUUUCUAGUUUAGGCUGCAGGGCCACACCUGUGUUGACCAGUGUUAUUAUUAGUGACGAAACCAAAUGAAAGAGGAAGAAUAAGGAUCAAUAAGAAUGAUAUUCCAUUCCGCUACCAAGACUUGAAACAGUUUGAAUUUAGUGAACUCUUAAAAAAAUCUCGCGGAAUAAAAGGCUGCAGAAUUUAGAACAGUAUUACAUUAAUUUAGUAAAAACCAUCGCUUCAGUAUCGAGUUUCGUCUGCUUCCCAAGCGCCAAAUGCCAGCUCGAAACCCUUGAAAUGAAAAAAAAAAGGUUCUGUUGUACAGUUCACUCCUAAUCAAAUCCUCCCAACCACUUCAACCAGAUUGACAGCGAAUGUGAGAUAUUUUACUUUUUACUCCUAGUGUGUAAGGAUACAACAAUGUGUACUUCAUCAAACAAAAACCAUUAAGUAAAAUACGAAGGUGACAAACCGUUGUCUAGGAUUUCUCAACUCUAUGCAUAAUGUCGAAAUGUUUUAGAGCAUACUUAAUUGUAUUUUGUGAUCUAUUAUAGUUGAUUAAAAAUCUAGUUUUUCGCUACAUUUGGUUUGACACGACGAUGGCCAAUCCAAUUUUGUCGACAUUCUGGACGCUGAUGAUGGGGGACAGAGAACAGAAGAAAAAAACUAUACAUUAAAACAAUUUCUAGCUGCCAUUAAAUCGGUGUGGCGUUUCGAGUAAAUUACAGUUAGAGACUCUUACAGCAUAGGCAGUGAAACUUUGAUACAGAAUCUAUAGUGGUGUUUUUACUGCGUCGAAUUACGUAUGCCCACGCAGUGGAUGUAGUACUGUAUUUAAUAUAAAUCUAGACACAAUUGCUGAACUAGUGGUUCUAGCAAAAUCUAGCCAAGUAAUAGAAUCGAUCAGCAGAAAGAAGACCGUUUUGAAGGGCGCUAUCUAGAGAGCCAAACUUGCAGCUUAGUAUUUUAGACGACACGGCAAGCUUCUUGCUGUGAACACAGCUUCUCUUACCCCAUUUAGUAAGUAUUAGUGAAAUCUGUAGGCUCACCGUUAAACAUUCUGUAAAACUGAUUGUUCUGAUUUCCGAUUUAUUAUAACUAAUUAGAACAGAACAUGUGCAGAGAAGGAAGAAAGUAAAAAAACUACUUGUUCGUAAGUGAUUUUAUGUUUGUUGUUCCUGACCAGUAUUGUGCGGUAGCAAUAGGAAGGAGGUCGUCCUGUUCACUGCUCUCUAAGUUUUGUAGAUUCGCGAACCAGUGAAAUAAUUUUCCAAUACAUGACACAUGAAGUAUUAUUACUACUAACUCUAAACCAUACCCUACUGACAAUGAUUUGAUCUCAAAAAUCACACCCGCAUCGACGAAACACAUCUAGACAGUUAAGUUCAAAUCGCAAAAAAAAACAGAGAGAGCAAACAAUCCUAAAACUUAAUCGAACAGGUCGCACAGCGAGUAAGUAGACCUAAUGCAGUAACUUGCUAACGUAAUCUCGUUAUUAUUUGGCAGUCAAUCUGUGACAAGCAAAAAUAAAAAUACAAUAUCAAAGCAAGUUUUUCGAAACUUUAUAAAUUUUAGCACAUUUAUAAGCGAGAUUUAAUGUUUUAAUGCGACAGAAAACACAAUAAAAUCGAAUAAUUCACGGGAGAGUAAAGGCCAACAUUGAAGAGACUUCAAAGAUAGGAUUGUGUUGACCAAAUGCAGCACAGGAAUGACUAGAUGAAUUCUUGUACCACAGAAUUAUUGACGAAGAAAUGCAGAACUUUGGAAAAUUAUUGAACGGUACAAGCACAACCAGCAAGUAUUGUUUUUCCUAUUAUUUAUUUCGAUUACUUUGAGCUGAGUUUAACUUCGAUUCUUUGAAUCCGAAACGGAUUGCUUUAAAUUGAUGAAAGGAACCUAAUUUUCGCGCAAAACAGUGAUACAAUAUCUCAAUUAGAAAUAUAUAUUACCCCUUCAGGCUAAACCUUUAACGAAUAUUUAUUCUAUUUCGAAAACAAAAAUAGUGCUAUUGAAUAAUUUAAACAAACCAUAUUAUAUAGUGUUGAACAUGCAUGUGAAAGGGAAAGCCAUGAGGGACAAGCUUAACCAGCUGCACUUUAGAAGCAAGUACAGGUGCGAACUUAAGUGAAUAUGAAUAAACAAAAUUUUAUAAUGUAA
This is a messenger RNA of Wyeomyia smithii (pitcher-plant mosquito), 11715 nucleotides long. RefSeq names its product myb-like protein P. The record is from RefSeq and is a predicted model, not a curated record. Gene Ontology annotation, biological process: regulation of transcription by RNA polymerase II. The transcript is spliced from 4 exons. Gene Ontology annotation, molecular function: transcription coregulator activity. Gene Ontology annotation, cellular component: SAGA complex. Lineage: Eukaryota; Metazoa; Arthropoda; Insecta; Diptera; Culicidae. Bases 929 to 2785 code for a protein of 618 amino acids.